CUGGAGCGAUACUAAUACAACAACCAUGACCUACAGGGGAACAGUGGUAUCCCUGAGGUCCCUUCGGGGCCAAAACCAUUCGCGUUAAGUCCUCCCUUUGAGCUGUGUAAUGCUCCAGACAUGAGGAGCAGCCGGUGGGCCGACAGUCCAUCGGAACUCAAAGAGGAGGCGGCGUAUACUAUCCCGGGAGAGUGUGAGAGGCUCUUCUGUGACAAUAUGGCUGCAAUUUUUCUUGGUGAGGGGAAUUUUGUCCGGCCCGAGUCACUUGGGAUGGAUGCGCUUGAUAUCCGACCAGACGAAGCAAAGAAGGAGCGCACGUGUAUUCAAAGAUGGGUCGAAGUCCUGGAUUACACAAGCGACGCUGUCUAUCGUGGGUUUGUGGGGAGUGUUGGUGAAGAACAAACGCUGUUUGUCUUCUUUGAAGAUAGUAUUCCAGGAUGCAAUCUUAAGACUGGACUGAUGGCCCUGUUUGAACUUGCUAGCCUGUCUGAUUUUGGGUGUACGCGAAUUGUUGCAUGCAUUUCUCGAACCCCAGAUUCUACAGAGCAUGAAGUGAUCAGAAACCUAGGCUGGUGUGGGUUUAGCUUGACUACUCUCCAGCCUUGGUGCAGUAAGAACCACAGUGAAUCUGUGAUUAGUGCGAAGUGGCUUUUCUUGAGUGCCGAAGUUUAAUGGUGGAGUACUAAUAUGAUCUACCCCCGCAUGUCAGCAAAUUAAGCGCGUUGCAACGGACCUGUAUGAAUAAUAUGACACCUUAAUAUAUUGAUUCACUAUCUCUGGAAGACAAUGACCGGGGUAGAACCUUUUUUUAUA
Molecule: messenger RNA, 813 nt
Organism: Aspergillus candidus
Lineage: Eukaryota; Fungi; Ascomycota; Eurotiomycetes; Eurotiales; Aspergillaceae
Product: ornithine decarboxylase antizyme
Exons: 2
Coding region: 121-672 (183 amino acids)
Biological process (GO): positive regulation of protein catabolic process
Cellular component (GO): nucleus; cytoplasm
Molecular function (GO): ornithine decarboxylase inhibitor activity
Source: RefSeq, a predicted model, not a curated record